AUGGAGCUCCUGCUGGAGCGGACGGACCUCGUCCAGGUGGGCACGGUGUCCUACCGCAACACGAUGAAGCUGAUCAGCGGCGGCAAGAGCGGGCGCCAGCGCCUCGUCGUCGGCGACGACCUCGGCUACGUCGAGUGCUUCGAGAUCAAGAAGGGCGAGCCCCAGUCCGUGUUCAAGCAGCGCGUGUCCACGGAGGGCCCCGUCAUGGCCCUCGCCAUCGGCGGCGUCGCGGGGAAGAACGACCGCGUCUUCGCCGCGCAAUCGCAGACGAUCGUCGGGUUGAAACGAAAGGGCGCGCAGUGCUUCAAGAUGCAGAGCUCGCUCGUGGAGCCCAUCCACCACAUGGCCGUCGACGAGUCGCUCCUCUUCACGGGCUGCGAGUACGUCUACAACCGCUACGACGACGGCCGCGACGACGGCUUCUUCAUGUGCCACGACAAGAUCAACGCCAUGGUCGUGCGGCCCAAGCCCGGCGGCGGCGGCCACCGCGUCGUGCUCGGGUGCCAGGAUAGGUGCGUGCGCGUCGUCGUCGGGUCGGAGCUCGAGCGGGAGAUGAAGAUGGACGCGCCCGUGACCGCGCUGUGCCUCUACCGGGGCCCCGAGGGCGGCGCGGGCCCCGCGGCCGCGGACGGCGAGCACGCGGACCUGGUGGCGGCGGCGCAGGACCCGGCGGCCCUCGAGGUCUGCUUCGGCACGGAGUCCGGGGGCGUCGGGCUGCUGCGCAUCGGGAGCGAGGGCAAGUACUCGGGCGUCGUCUGGCACGUCGAGGACACCAAGGCGCUCCACAGCCGCGUGAACUGCAUCGACGUCUUCGACGUCACGCACGACGGCAUCCCCGACGUCGUCGUCGGCCGCGCCGACGGCCGCGUCCAGGUCUACAGCUUCGACGUGUCGCCCGUGCCGCUCGUGCAGUUCGAGGCGAACCUCAACGAGGCGAUCCACAGCCUCUGCUGCGGGUCCGUGAGCUCGACGGGCUUCGACGAGAUCGUCUGCUGCACCUUCGCGGGGCGCGUCGCGUCCUUCAGCAACGAGCCGCUCCGCGAGCCCCGGAGCCCGGGCAGGGGCGGCGCGCCGGGCAAGACCGUCGCGGAGGACCGCACGGACAACCGCCUCGCGGCGCUCAAGGAGGACGUCGCGGCCCUCGCGAAGAAGAUCGAGCGCGAGCGCGCGCGGUUCCAGGACCUGGACGCGCCCUUCGCGCCCUGCCGGCCCACGUUCGAGCCGCACGCGGACUUCUUCCUGGACCCGGAGGCCGCGUGCUACGUCGUCACCAUCGAGCUGCCCGUGCCCGUGGACCUCGUGUCCGUCAAGUCGUCCGUGCGCGUCGAGCUUUUGGAGACGGCGCUGAACACGUCCAUCGUGAGCCGGAGCCCCGUGGACCCGCGCCACGAGACCGCGAAGGAGCCCAUCGUGCUCCUCGCGACGUUCCGCUGCCAGGAGGCGACGAACGCGCUGAGCUUCAAGGUGCGCACGGUCGAGGGCGAGCCGGGGGACAUCGCCGCCGUCGUCGUCGCCCGGGGCACGCCCAAGUCCGCGCAGGUCGUCCACCUCCGCAUCAAGGCGCUGUCGCUCCACCGCCGCAUCCACGAGCUCAGCGACGACGAGGUCAGGCUGCCCAAGAACGUGCUCCGCCUCGAGGGCCGCUUCUCGGCGCAGCAGAUCCACGACUGGCUCGGGGGCUGCCUCCCCGAGGUGCCCCCGCGGACGCAGCCCCGGGAGGUCAUGGCGCACCGCAUGUGCUUCCGCAACGUCUACACCGCGGGCGUGCUCGAGUGCGACUACGAGGCGGGCCGCGCGCGCAUCUGCUCCGACAGCAUCAGCGCCAUCACGAUCCUCAAGGAGCACAUCUCGCGCGAGGCCGUGCGCCUCCGCGUCGAGGUCCACGACACGAUCUCCAUCGACGAGCAGACCGUGGCCCACUUCCUCGCGUUGAUGCACCCGAAGCUCGACCACCAGCUCAAGCUCGCGGAGCAGGUGCUGCUCAUCGACGCCAUCAAGGAGAUCCACUCGUCGGAGGAGGACACGCGCUGGCUCUCCGAGGACUACAAGUUCAUCCACGACCACGCGGAGGAGCUCCGCGCGGAGUUUGCGGAGAGCCCGACGUCGCUCCAGUACAUGGCGGGCAUCAUCACGGACUUCUUCGUGGACCGCAUGAAGUUCUGCGGCAUCGACGCCCGCCACAAGAUCCCCCAGCUCGAGAACCUGCUCAACGCGAAGAACUACGACUUCGACAAGCUCCUCGAGUUCUUCAACCCGGCCCUCCACCGCGGCUAG
This is a messenger RNA of Aureococcus anophagefferens, 2274 nucleotides long. RefSeq lists its product as hypothetical. Gene Ontology annotation, biological process: intracellular protein localization; intracellular transport; cilium assembly. The transcript has 2 exons. Gene Ontology annotation, cellular component: membrane; ciliary basal body; axoneme. The record is from RefSeq and is a predicted model, not a curated record. Lineage: Eukaryota; Pelagophyceae; Pelagomonadales; Pelagomonadaceae. Bases 1 to 2274 code for a protein of 757 amino acids. Gene Ontology annotation, molecular function: protein binding.